AUGGUUCAUACACAGCCGCGGUUAAACGGACAGCCGGUGAAUCUGGUGAAGCUGUACAAUGAAGUUGCUAUUCGUGGUGGGUCAAGGCGGGUCACCUCACUGUCGCUUUGGGAGGAGGUUGCCAAAUCGAUUUCACUGACAAAGGACUGCGUGAAUAUUGGCCAUGCAGUGAAAAAUGUCUUUCAGAAAUACCUAGAGCACUUUGAGCGGGUACAAUGCAGCUUGGACGGACAAUCAAGUUCAGACGUGUCACAGGUCAUGGAAAUUGAUCUCGCCAACGAUUCUACCAACAGUUUACAAGUUGUCGAAAACCACCUACGUCACCGAUGGAAUUUAAGCACUGAUCUCAUCGAAUCCGUUGAAUACCGAGCUCUCCUGCUAGCCUUGCAAUCGGGUCUGCCUAAUGAAUUGGACUACGCAAUCAACACCAUUCUCCUCAUGUCCUCUCAACCGAAUGGUUUUGAGUUGGGCCGAUGCCCUCAAAUCCUUCCUCUCAUGCUCUCCACUGUGGGUAUAUAUUCCACAAGUAUGUCAAUCGUUGUUAUCGCUUUAAUGCUGUUCCCCUCAUUAGGUCCAUGUUCAUACCGUUUUCUAAAGGAGGCCUGGCAAUCUCAGUGCAAUCGAGAUUUCCACAAGUUCUGGCUUUGCGUUGUCAACAGUAAUUAUGGCCGACAGUUUCUCAACCCCGAUAUCUUUUCCGGUAAGCGCCUUCCUAAGUCUACCUCGGAACCACCGCCUUACUCCUGUCCCCUAACAUUUCGCGACACCAUGACCUACCACGACGUAGAGGGUUUCCGCGUUCAGCUGGUCGCGAUGGUGUUGCGGAAUCUCGUCGUGAACGCCUGUGGCAACUCGGUCAUCCUCAGUCAGGAGCCGGAUGUGUUCCGUUUCAUCUGUUUGUGCAUUUACUCCUCGCACACGGCUCUGCGUCAACUUGGGCUCGACACGCUCUCCUUCCUCCACUUUCCUGUCGUCGGACCGCUCUCCGAUGUCCUUGCUCGACUCCUCCCUGAACUCCUCUCCUCGCAGGACCGCGUCGACGCUACCAGGGGUCUCAUGAUUAUCCGCAACCUCUGCGAAUCGCCUGUUCAGUCGCAUCAGGGCAGUCCUGGCUCCAUGCACAACUACCUCAUCGAGACCUCCUCAAGGAAUGUUGAUUUCCUCACCCAGUCCCUUCCCAAACAGGUGAUUAGUGUGAUCGUGCAACUGGCCUGCCUUCGCGACCUGCACAUGCUCGUGUUGGCUCUGGACGCGUUGUUCGCGCUCUCGGCGCAGGGUCCGAUGCUCUGUGGCGGUCUUGUCGACGAGCGACACCGUCUCGUCCCGAUCCUGGUGGGAUAUCUGACCUUUGAGGCGCAGUCAUUCGGAUCUGAGGGACUUAUCAGGAUUCGAGUCAUGCAGGUCCCAGGGUCGACCGCUACCGCCGUCGCCGCCGCCACCACCACCGCGGUCUGUACGCCGUCCCAGUCCCAGCCAACCCCGGCGCGGCGUAUUCUGGAGAAGCCCUCCAACGUUGUCAUGCCGCCACCUGCACCUGUGAGAAGGAUCACCCCGCCUUCCCUCACCACCACCUCCCUCCUGCUUAGCCCGCCACCGCAACCCCACGCCGGCUGCUACGCUGUCCCGGUGCCAGUAACUGCCGCCGCUCCUCCUGCCCCCCAGCAAACCAAGCCUAAGCCAACAUCGUCCCAGGAACCCUCAUCACUGCCACCCACUCCGAUUGCUAGGGCCCCCACGCCGUCAGCGACUGCGAGUGGUGCUGUGCCGACGUCAGCGGUCGAGAGCACUGAUUCCCCGACGCCAUCGACUACGAUGGUAAUCGCGUCGAUUCAGCCCCAGCAGCCAGUCGUGCCGCGGGCCUCCGUGUUGCCCGUCGUUGUCACCGCGCCCAAACAGCUAAUCUCGCCACCGGCAGCCAACGGUAAGCAGGGUGAGAGGAAGUCAAACCCACCGGCGUUGCCGGCGUCGCAGCAAUCACGACAACUGCUCCAGUCGUCGUCUUCCCCACUCAUCAACACCCUCCCCAAGCCGUAUCCCAACGCGCCGACAGACAAGCGCGAAUUUGCCGUCUUUUGGCUUAACAAAAACUACGAGGUGCAUCCGCAGUCGAGCUUUCCACGGGUACAGAUCUACGCCGAUUACCAAAAGGCCCAUCAGGCGCAGUUUGGCUCCUCCUCUGGUGGCGCUCUCUCUGCUGGAGAUUUCCACGCUAUGAUCAAAACCGUGUUUCCCCCCGUUGACCAAGUGAAGGUCCUCGUUCCAAACGGGAACGUCGAGAUCCACUACAACAAGCUGAAACAUGUGGACGCCCCUGAACCCGUGGAGCAGACUCUUGGUGUUCAGCACAUGCUCGGAACGUGUCUGGCCAGUCAGAAUGCCGAAGCGAAGAGCCUGACUCCCAAGGCCGCGGGCACCCCAAAACCAAACCGUAAACGCACAGCCUUCAAUCUGAUCGAGACGCCGGCUGCCCUCGAGCCGGUUGUGAAACAGGUGCGUCUGGUUGAUGAGUCGGCGAAGGCAAAUGGCGCGAGUCUGACAGCCGCCGCCGCCCCCACUACCACCCUUCUCAACGGCACAACCGCGCACCCAAUCAAACUCGUCGCGACGAACGCCGCCACCUUUGUCGAUGGUCUUAUCCCUGUCUCAUCUAACGGUCCGAUUGAGCUCACCUCAAACGGUAUCCAUCUGCAACAACCGGUUAUCGCGGCCUCCGCCAUUGUUUUUCCAAGCAUGGAUGGAAAGCGCAUGCUAAACGGUGUUACCAGUGGCGGAGGAGGUGGCGGCGGCGGCGGUGGUGGUGGGACAACCACCGCCACGUUGAUCGACACUUCGCAAGGCGUCCUCCAGUUUCGGACACUCCUGCCCACGACUUCCGCCACCACCGCUGCGGUGAACCGGGUCUCCAAUCAGGUGUCAUCCCAGUGCAGACCCUCUCUUGUCAUGCAAUCGAGCGGCGGUGGCAGCGAGGUGACGGCUCACCCUACCCUUACUUGUCUAGGGACGUUGGUAACGGCAGCCGGUGGAAGCUCAGUGUGCGGUGGCAUGGCGUCCGCACCGCAACAGGUCUUUGUCUACUCCAUUGCCCCCCAAACACCGUUAUCGAUCGGGCCCACGGCCACCAUCCUUCCCACCCUGUCUCACCUCCCCCUCGUGAAUACUGCGUUGUCGCAGCAGCAGCAGCAGCAGCAACGAACUUACCCACCAACCUGCUGUUGUCAGUGGGCUGAGUGUCGGAAGACCUUUACGUCAGCUGACCGCCUUUUUUCGCAUAUCUACUCAGCGCAUUUCACGCCGAUUCGAGGUCAGCAGGACACGACUUGCAAGUGGUUGAACUGCAAGGAAUCCAACAAUCGACGAAGCCCUUUAUCGUUGUUGGAUCAUUUGCAUGACCAACACUGUGCUGCUCGUCCCACUGCUGGUACCACGAAGGUCCUCGCUUCUAGCACUAACGCCACCGUCAGCGCACCAACGCAACCGUCGUCAACAGACCCCGUUGUCUCAGACGAACCAGAUAGACCGGUGUUGACUGCGCUGGCUGCCACGAAGCCCUCCGUCUCUGCGACCAGAGCCACCGUGGCGGAGCACGAGUUUCGUCAGUCCCUCCAGGCUGAUUUCACAGCCGUCACGUCGGAGGCGCUGCGAGAGGGUCCCGUCACGAAGCACGUUCGUCUCACUGCCGCCUUGAUUCUCCACAAUCUGGCGACCUACUCACCGGUCGCUCGAAGGCAGCUGAGGGCCUACGAGGCGUUGCUUUGCGAGGUGGCUUUUUCAGGAACGGAGGCUUCUAGUACUCUCGCCAAGUGCUUGGCCCUCCUGUCUUCGUUUGCAUCGAACGAGUCGUCGGAAGCCCAGAACACCGAUCCUUCAUCACUUCACGACCUCAGGUAG
Molecule: messenger RNA, 3888 nt
Organism: Mesocestoides corti
Lineage: Eukaryota; Metazoa; Platyhelminthes; Cestoda; Cyclophyllidea; Mesocestoididae
Source: the annotation of a GenBank genome assembly